AAUAAUUUCUACAAUUAAUUAAAAAUGGGUGGAGAAGAAGAAAAUAACUUUAAACUGAGGCCUAUGAAGUGUGAACUUAAUUAUCUUAGUAAAUCAGACGGUUCCGCUAUUUUAGCUCAAGGCGAGACAGUAGUACUGGUUAGUGUAAACGGUCCUUUGGACAUCAAAUCGACCAGCCAGAGUAUUGAAAAAGCAACCCUUGAAGUGUUGUUCUGCAGUAAAGGUGGAAAGCCCUCAGUAGCAGAUAGGUUUAAAGAGAAUGUGAUAAGGCAGACAUGUGAAACAGCAAUACUUGGUACCAUGUACCCACGGACUGGGAUCUCUCUGACUAUACAGGAACUUGAGGACUUUGGUGGGUUGCUAACUUGCGCAGUCAAUUGUGCGUGCCUAGCUCUCCUCAACUCCGGAAUGGCAAUGAGGCAUAUGGUCGCAGCAGUCAGCUGCGCUGUAGACGAUGUCGGUAAUUUAGUACUCGAGCCGAAUUAUCAACAAGUGCAGAACUCGAAAGCACUAUUGAACUUCGUCUUUGAAAGCCGGGAGAAGAAUCUUGUCACUGGCUUCACGGAGGGUAGUUUCAGCGAAGACACGUAUGAAGAAGCACUCGCCAGAUGUCGCCUCGCCAGCGACGUCGUCUUCGACUUCUACAGAGACAUUGUUAGAAAAUAUUCUAAUGUUAUAUGACAGUAAACUAUUGUUUUUUUUUUUGUUAAAUUUCAAUAUUUAAAUAAGUUUCUUUAUAAAGUUACGUUUCUUUAAGACAUACUUAAAACCAAGAAAUAAUAAAGUCUAUUUCCACAGUUCCUCCCACAAAAGUAUGUAAAAUUAAAUGCAUUUUUUAUGAGAAUGGGGACAAACAAGCAGACAUAUCCAUGUGAUGUUAAAUAGCAGAGCAGUUGCUCCAGAGUGUUGCCAGUUUUUGAGGAAGUAUUUGUAGCAGUGUAUUAUUUAAAUUACACUAAAUUGAAAAUAUUUUUUAGGAUUUAUAUUCUGUGUCAGUAUAGCUUUGAAAGGCAUUUUAUUUGUUCCAAUUCUCAAGUACAAGCACUGGUAAAAUUUGUUUAAGUUAAAUAAAAUGUCUUUAGUAUGUUAACUAUUGUAAUUUAAUUUUAAGAAAAGAGUUAUGUAUAUGAAUUGUCAAUUAUUACCCGGUAUGUCGAUAUAUUUCUAUGAAGUAACUAAAUAAAAUUAAUUAUAAUAAUCAAAAUAAA
Messenger RNA from Melitaea cinxia (Glanville fritillary), 1208 nucleotides. RefSeq names its product exosome complex component RRP46 (gene Rrp46). Gene Ontology annotation, cellular component: cytoplasmic exosome (RNase complex); nuclear exosome (RNase complex); nucleolus. Bases 25 to 681 code for a protein of 218 amino acids. The transcript is spliced from 5 exons. Gene Ontology annotation, biological process: nuclear mRNA surveillance; rRNA catabolic process; poly(A)-dependent snoRNA 3'-end processing. The record is from RefSeq and is a predicted model, not a curated record. NCBI's taxonomy places the organism in Eukaryota, Metazoa, Arthropoda, Insecta, Lepidoptera, Nymphalidae.